ACUUUACAACGGCACAAAAAAUCUGAACCAAAACAAACACCCUUCCUCAUCUCCAACUUGUAUUUAUCUGAUAUAUUGGUGUUAAAACUUAAUUGUACUUAAAACACGAGCAAAGUGAACACUUGGGAGUAUUUUCUGUGGCCGCUAGUGUAGUAAUUAAGGAAGGAUACUAAGGAAUAGGGAGAACAAUGAGUGAUGGAGGAGGAACUGCCGGCCACUCACUCGCAGAGGCUGGUGAUGGCAUGCAAGACAGAAGCCAGUGGUCCAAGGAAAAGUUACUUGAGGAACUCCAGAAGAAGGAAGAGGAAAAUCAGAAUCUGAAAUUACAGCUACAGCAACACCAGAAUGCCAUUGGAUCAUACUCACCUGUCAUUAGCAGUGACAUCCUGAACCACCAGCUCCAGGCCAUUGGGGAAAGGCCUCUCACCUGUGCCCAGGUCGCCAGGUAUUCACGGCAACUCAUUCUACCAGAGUUUGGUCCCAGAGGACAGAGAAUGCUGUCAGCAGCAUCUGUUCUCAUUGUUGGGUGUGGAGGCCUGGGGUGUCCAGCAGCGGUAUACUUAGCUGCUGCUGGGGUUGGACGACUUGGGCUGGUUGAUUACGACUUAGUGGAGCUGAAUAACCUCCACAGACAAGUCCUGCACACAGAGGAGAGAGUUGGCACAUCAAAGGCACUCUCCAUAGCUCAAUCCAUCAAGGCACUGAACAGCGAAGUAGAAGUAGUUCCAUAUGAAAUUUCCUUCACAAGCAGCGUGGCCCUAGAAGUUGUCAAGCAGUAUGAAGUAGUAUUGGACUGCACAGACAACGUGGCCACCCGGUACCUGUUGAAUGAUGCCUGUGUAUUGGCAGACAAACCCCUUGUCUCUGGCUCUGCCCUGAGGUUUGAAGGGCAGCUGACUGUCUACCACCAUCAGGGAGGACCUUGUUUCCGCUGCAUCCACCCAAAGCCUCCACCUCCUGAAACUGUGACAAACUGUUCUGACGGAGGGGUGCUGGGGGCGGUGCCUGGUGUCAUAGGCUGCAUGCAGGCACUAGAAGCCAUCAAAAUAAUAACUAAUGUAGGAACUCCUUUGUCACAGAAACUGCUCUUGUUCGAUGGUCUUCGGGGAACGUUCCUCACUGUCAAACUGCGAGGCAUGAAAAGCACUUGUGAGAUUUGUGGGGAAGAACCGUCCAUAAAGCAGCUAAUUGAUUAUGAACAGUUUUGUGGAGCUGCAGCAACAGACAAGGACAAGGGGGUGACGCUGCUGGAGAGGAAUGAAAGAGUAACAGUCGAGGAGUACAGAACCUUAAUGAAGGCAAACAAACCACAUGUACUAAUAGAUGUAAGACUGCCUGUUGAGUUAGAAAUAUGUUCCCUACCCAACUGCAUUAACAUUCCUUUGAAAGACAUAGACAAGGCAGAAAGUAUAAGUCUCAUCCAAAAGAAACUCUCAGAUUUAGGAUCAAAGAGUGUGGUCUGUGUUUGUCGAAGGGGAAAUGACUCUCAAUUAGCCGUGAGGCAGCUGGAGGCAUCCUUGUCCCAGCCAGACUACCAAGUCAAGGACAUUAUUGGAGGGUUGACAGCUUGGGCUCAUAAGAUAGACAACUCUAUGCCUGUAUAUUGAUUUUCUCAGUAAGGCAACAGUGUGGUAAUGUGCUUAUAACAUGGCUUUCAUGACUAUAAUUGCUUUAUGGAAAGAUGAUAUUAUAUGAUAACUUAUUAAAUAAAUGACUGCUGCACUUGCCAAGUACUUUAGUUUAUGUAUGACACUGAUCCUAUUGAUUAAUUCUUCCAUCCGUUCAUCUGUGUACUGUACGAGUCACUCUCUAGGAACUUUCCCCAACGGGACAGUAAUGGUAGGGUUUCACAGAGCAGCAGCUGACUGACUUAGAGGAUUUGCCAUUUAAAACAAAAUUACUUCACACACUAUCAGAAUUUAACAUAUCAGUUAUAUAACUCUUCUAUAUCAAUUAUAUAACUCUUCUAAAGUCCAAGUUUGUAAUGAAUAGUAUAAUUUCUAUGAGUAACUAUUUUUGACAUUCCUCAGGUUUAGGACUUGAAAUAUACAUUUCUCUUUUAAUUCCACUAUUCCUCUUGCCAAGAUCCUCACUUUUAGCAGUGAAUAGGCUGGAAAUUAGAUUUGGGAAUCUAUCACUGGAGAAUGAGUAGGACCACUAAAAUAUUAAUAUAAAGAUUUUUGCACCAUGUACUCGUAUUAUCCAAGGUAGGCUGUGAUCAAUAUUAAUAUGACCUGAACACAUAUUUCAUUAAACAUUUACAGAUGUA
This is a messenger RNA of Scylla paramamosain (green mud crab), 2269 nucleotides long. It is a transcript of the gene Uba4, whose product is annotated as adenylyltransferase and sulfurtransferase MOCS3-like. Lineage: Eukaryota; Metazoa; Arthropoda; Malacostraca; Decapoda; Portunidae. Gene Ontology annotation, molecular function: adenylyltransferase activity; URM1 activating enzyme activity; thiosulfate-cyanide sulfurtransferase activity. The record is from RefSeq and is a predicted model, not a curated record. The transcript has 2 exons. Gene Ontology annotation, biological process: tRNA wobble position uridine thiolation; protein urmylation. Gene Ontology annotation, cellular component: cytosol; cytoplasm. Bases 189 to 1607 code for a protein of 472 amino acids.